Pocillopora damicornis (cauliflower coral) is the source of this 1807-nucleotide messenger RNA. RefSeq names its product ceramide kinase. Gene Ontology annotation, biological process: ceramide metabolic process; phosphorylation. The record is from RefSeq and is a predicted model, not a curated record. NCBI's taxonomy places the organism in Eukaryota, Metazoa, Cnidaria, Anthozoa, Scleractinia, Pocilloporidae. Gene Ontology annotation, molecular function: ceramide kinase activity.
AGAAAUAAACAUGGCGGACGGCUGUGUUUUGUUGCGGUCAGUGUUAGAUGUUGACGGCAAGUCCUUUGACGUUAUUUUAUCAGGCACAUCUAUUUCAUGGGGACAUGUGGGUAUAGAAGAAUCUGGACUUGGUAAUGCCUUUUUCAAGAAGACCUUAUCUUUGUCUGAGGUCUUUGCAGUUGUGCCUAAUAAAAUAAAGACUGUGCAGUCCACAGAAGGAGAAAUUGAGUUAGCUUCAUUUAAAAGUUCCUCAUUCUGUGUUUAUGCUGUCAAGAGAACAAGGAAACACAAAUGGAGAGAGAAAGUGUUUGUGUUCGACUGCCAUGAUGAAUGUUUGUGUGAAGAAUGGGUUGAUAGUAUACAGAGCAUUCUUUCAGGUUUUAACAGGCCCAAAAGAUUGCUGGUUUUUAUCAAUCCAAUUGGGGGAAGAAAAUUAGGUCGUAAAAUAUACACAGAGCAGGUGCAACCAUUAUUUGAACUAGCCAACAUCAAGGUUGAUUUAAUAGUUACUCAGAGAGCAAAUCAUGCAAAAGAUUAUCUUCUAAAAGAGGGAUUGGAGAAAAUUGAUGGUGUCAUCUCUGUUGGUGGAGACGGUAUGUUCCAUGAAGUCUUGAACGGACUUUUGAUACGAGCUCAACAAGAUGCCAUGUUGGAUUCAACAUCCCAUAACUUCCAACCUGUACCACUAAAUAUUCCCAUAGGUAUCAUACCUGCAGGGUCAACAGAUGCUAUUGCCUUCUGCACAACUGGAAAUAAUGAUCCUAUUACUUCAGCCCUGCAUAUAAUUUUAGGUGACCUUCAGCCGCUCGAUGUCUGCUCAGUCAGACGAAAGAAUGAAAUAUUACGUUACAGUGUUGUCAUGGUAGCAUAUGGAUUCUUUGGUGACGUCAUGCAGGAUAGCGAGAAACUUCGCUGGAUGGGUCCUAAACGUUAUGACUUUUCUGGCUUUAAAAAAUUCAUGACAAACCGGGGCUAUGAUGGUGCAGUUACUUUUCUACCGGCUCAAAAUACAGAGCAUGCGCCACGAGACAGAACUAGAUGUCGGUCUGGCUGCCAUGUUUGUAGUGAUUUUUGUGACUCAGGUCAGCAACGUGACUUUCAACAGUCCACAACAGGUUGGCGUUCCAUUAAAGGUCGCUUCAUCAGUGUCAUUGGUGCAAAUAUUUCAUGCGCAUGCGCCAAGAGUCCCGAAGGUCUUUCUCCCAGUGCGCAUCUAGCUGACGGCUGUUUGGAUCUCAUUCUUGUUCGACAUACAUCACGCCUACAGUACCUUAGACAUAUGAUCAGAAUCUCUUCCAGGGCAGAUCAGUUUAACUUCGAUUUCGUGGAAAUUCAUCGCGUGCGGGAGUUUUACUUCCGGCCUCUAUGUGAGGACAGUGAGACUGGUGACGAAAACGACGGCAGUGAAGAGACUGGAACUAGAGAUGAUGACGAAGAGCGGCUGGCCGCAAAAACGUCAUCAGUGACGCCACGACCCCGCGCCAGGAGCGUUUGGAACGUGGAUGGAGAGUUGGUUACACAUUCUGCCAUACACGUAAAGGUGCAUCGCCAUCUUAUUCGCUUAUUUGCCCGAGGAAUUGAAGAAUGUGACGAUACUCCAUCGUGCACAGUUUGUAGAAGACGUUGAAUUUAGCUUAAACUUCAGACUGUUAUCUUGUUCCACGAUUCUCUUGGGCAUAGAAGCUGGUAAUGCCCUUCCUUGGUACAUAACUGGCAGCGAAUCCUGUAUUCUAAUUUAUUAGCUGCAUGGCUAACUUGAGCUUAUAAUGCCCGCUCUGCAUUUAAAUUUUCAUUUUGCAUCAUGUGA